Molecule: messenger RNA, 795 nt
Organism: Candida dubliniensis CD36
Lineage: Eukaryota; Fungi; Ascomycota; Pichiomycetes; Serinales; Debaryomycetaceae
Product: polynucleotide 3'-phosphatase
Exons: 1
Coding region: 1-795 (264 amino acids)
Biological process (GO): DNA repair
Molecular function (GO): polynucleotide 3'-phosphatase activity; double-stranded DNA binding; ATP-dependent polydeoxyribonucleotide 5'-hydroxyl-kinase activity
Source: RefSeq, a predicted model, not a curated record
AUGACAAAGAAGAAUGUACAACGGGAUAUACUUUCCAUGUUUGGAAAUAGUAUCUCUAAGAAUAGCAAAAUAAAGAAACCAAGUGUUACCAAAAAUACUCCCAACACAAUAUCAAAAGAACUCCUUAGACAAAAUCUAAACAAUUCGAAUCCCACUUUUGCAAGCAACUGGACUAUAAAACAGACUUUCUUGAUUCAAAAUAUUUCAAUCAAGUAUGGCGACACAAAGGCAGUAUCAUUGAUCAAAGUUGCAGCAUUUGAUUUAGAUGGAACUUUAAUUAGUACAAAGUCUGGUGGUACUUUUUCAAAAGGUCCCAGUGAUUGGAAAUGGUGGAAUGAUAAAGUGCUAGAUAAAUUGAAAGAUUUGUAUAAUAAUAAUUAUUUGAUUGUGAUAUUUUCUAAUCAGGGUGGUGUGGUGGCAACUCCAUCAAGCAAGUCUUACUUGAAUUUCACAGCUAAGUUGAAUAGUAUUGCUGAGGAGCUAAAAGCUCAUAAUAUCUUGGAGAGAAUACUGAUAUAUGCAGCCCCCAAGAAGCCAUCUGUUAAAAGCAGGAACAGCUCUAUCAGCACUAUCAGUGAGGAGAUGCACGCAAAAAUGAGAAAACCAGAAACUGGUAUGUGGGAUACAUUCCUACUUGAUCUAAAAAAGAAUGGCAUAACACAGGAUAUUGAUUACAUGGAUAGUUUUUUUGUUGGCGAUGCCGCCGGACGAAGCAAGGACUUUCUGGAUAGUGAUGUUUUAUUCUCUAAAAACAUAAACUUAAAAUUUAUAACCCCGGAGGAACUAUUUACAUGA